Molecule: messenger RNA, 4940 nt
Organism: Neodiprion virginianus
Lineage: Eukaryota; Metazoa; Arthropoda; Insecta; Hymenoptera; Diprionidae
Gene: pins
Product: G-protein-signaling modulator 2
Exons: 7
Coding region: 318-2222 (634 amino acids)
Molecular function (GO): GTPase regulator activity; protein binding
Source: RefSeq, a predicted model, not a curated record
AGUCGCGAACGCGCCAUAGUGUCGAUGCGCGGUUAGGGUGACGCGUUGAUAUCCGUGUGAAUUUGCCGCAAACAAGUGAGAGUGUUGGUGUAACAAUAAAUAAUUUUUAUUUACCGCAACAACUAAUAGAUAAUUUCCAAAAAAAAUGCUAAACUGUAUUGAUUCGACCUUUCUAAUUGACGAUCUAUUGACGAAGGGGAGUGCCUCGUACACGUAAAGCUUAGCUCACGUCAAAUUACACUUAACAAUUCGUCGCCAGAUAACAAAUUGUUUAUUCUUACCUUCAAAAAUCCUUAUAACCUGCUAGUACUCGACCAAUGAAAAUGUCGCACAGUGCGAGCGCGGAAAAUCUCUCAGUAGACGGUCAAAAUAGCGGGGGAGAUAGCAACAUGUGUUUGGAAUUGGCCCUUGAAGGCGAGCGUCUAUGCAAGGAGGGCGAUUGCCGCACAGGUGUUGCAUUUUUUCAAGCAGCAAUACAGGCUGGAACGGACGACCUAAGAACGUUGAGCGCGAUCUACAGCCAACUUGGAAAUGCUUACUUUUAUCUUGGCGAUUACGUCAAAGCAAUGCAGUACCACAACCAUGAUUUAACAUUGGCAAGAACUAUGGGAGAUAAAUUAGGGGAAGCUAAAUCGAGCGGAAAUCUUGGAAAUACUCUGAAAGUUAUGGGAAAGUUUGACGAAGCUACGAUAUGCUGUAAAAGGCAUUUAGAAAUAUCGAGGGAACUAGGCGAUAAGCUCAGCGAAGGUCGAGCUCUUUACAAUCUCGGAAAUGUUUAUCACGCCAAGGGUAAACAAAUUGGCAGAGUCGGACAGCAAGAUCCAGGAGAAUUUCCUGAGGAUGUUAGACAGUGUCUUCAGGAAGCUGUUCAUUACUACGAAGAAAAUUUGAAGCUGAUGAGAGAGUUGAGCGAUACAGCUGCACAAGGGAGAGCAUGUGGAAACUUGGGAAACACAUUUUACUUGCUGGGUGAUUUUCAACAAGCAAUUCAUUACCACAAUGAAAGAUUAAAAAUUGCACGAGAGUUUGGUGAUAAAGCUGCGGAAAGACGAGCCAACAGCAAUUUGGGGAACUCGCAUAUAUUUCUCGGAGAAUUUGAAAAAGCAGCUCAACAUUACAAACGUACGCUGGUCCUUGCUCAAGAAUUGCGUGACCGAGCGGUAGAAGCACAAGCGUGUUAUUCCCUUGGCAAUACCUACACGCUCCUCCGCGAUUACCAAGCUGCUGUAGACUACCAUCUCCGUCAUCUUUCCAUUGCGCAACAGCUGAUGGAUCGAGUUGGAGAAGGUCGAGCCUGUUGGUCGUUGGGAAAUGCUUACUCAGCAAUGGGUAACCAUGAGAAAGCGCUGCACUUUGCCAGCCUACAUUUGAAUAUUUCUAAAGAGUUGAACGAUCCAAUGGGUCAGGCUACCGCUCAGAUGAACGUUACCGAUCUGAAGAAGCUUUUAGGCUUAGAAAAAGGCGACGGAGAAGCGGAGAGUGGAAACGGAAUGCAUUUAAUUCCAACGACCAAAGCCUCGGCUAUAGCGGCUUCUUCGCCAGGUAGAUACAGGUUGAGAAGACAGAGCAUGGACAAUCUGGAUCUGAUCAAGUUAUUUACAAGGACCAUGGAACCGUUGACUCCAGAUGGUAAGCAAAAAGAUAUGGGUGAGCCUCUGCCUGCUAGAGCCGGAAUCGCACCACAGCCUUCGCAAGAAGAAGAAGAAGAAUCUUUCUUCGAACUUCUAUCACGAUUUCAAUCAGGUCGAAUGGAUGAUCAGCGCUGUGUGCUAAAUGCCAAUCAAAAACCGAGACCCAGGCCAAGAGUGGCGACUCCAGAAAAAGAGAAAGAAGGAGAAGAUUUACUGGAGCUAAUAGCUGGAAUGCAAAGUAAGCGAAUGGAUGAGCAGCGUGUAACUCUGCCUUGCUUGCCAGGAUUGAAUACAAACAGGAACAAUCAGUCAGCGAAUAGGCCUCCCCCACAGCCAAUUGGGCAGGAAGCUGAUGAUUCAUUUAUUGAAAUGCUGGUGCGAUGCCAAGGCUCACGUUUAGAGGAUCAACGUAGUCCUUUGCCAGCUGCUUCAACAUUACACGAUGCAGAGGAGGAACAAAACCAAAGAAGAAACGGAAACACCCCAUCAAGAACUACCGUACCCGAAGAAGAUCUGUUUGCCCUAAUUCAGAGACUGCAGGCUGGUCGCAUGGAAGAUCAACGAGCUUCUGGACCAGCAAAAGGCCAUUAAAACUGUAAGUAAGUAUACCAACUAUUUGAUGAAAAUAAUAAUAAAUUAAUACUAAGCAAUCUUUGAAAAAAUAACAUUUUGGAAAGGUAUCACCACUGUAUAAUCAACAUGAGUAACUAAAAAUUUUCGGUGUAACCAUUUGAAUUUUGUAAAAAUCAACUCAUGGUGAUUACAAAUGAUAUGUCCAAAAAUGUUACAUUUACAAUGUAAUCAAUGGCUAGGUGGUCGAUAAAAAUUUGUACAAUAGAUUCUUUAUAAGUUCUCGCAUGCUAAUUUCCUCUCUUUUCACAAAAUAGUCAAUCGGGUGACUUUUCUUCUAGCUACAAUUGUGUGGUGCUCCCUAAAGUUUAAUUGAAACUCUGUGUCCUGUCCAAAUCGCAUUUCGACCCUUCAAAUAGGAUGGUUUGUUUUCUGCCCAACUUUGCUUCUUUACCACAGUUUGUCACAUUAAAAAGAAACGUUUUGAUAUCUUCCAUGUUAUUUACAUCAAAAGGAGAUAUUUUGUCACAAGGUUAUGGUGAAAAUUUUUUACUAGUGCCGUGAACCAAAUAUAAUACUUUUAUGGAAAGCAAAAUCAAACGACACUAUCAAAUUUCUUAAACCACCUAAUAAUUGAUUAUUUAUCAUUGAAAUCGUGCCAAAAAAGUAUCAUGAGACUCUUGGAUAAACGGACAUAUACUGAGAUGUAAGUCAGAGUACUGCACAAGAGAUUACAAUUAUCUUUGUGAUAGAUGUGUAUAAAAUUGUAUAAAUGCUGCGACAAAAUCUAUUAACAGUAAAAUAUAUGUAGAAAACGUUAGAAAAAUGUGGAGUAGGAUACUGAUCGGUUUUGUUGACUUUUUUCAACACCGUUACAAUGAAUCUUGAAUAUUUUGUUUCUCAUUCACAAUCCAAAAGAGUAGUGCAUAAGGAUUAUCAUUCAAACGUAAAAAAUAAAGGUACUACUAGAUAUGUACCUAUAUCCAAUGCAGGAAUCGAAUGAACCGAAAGCCAUAAAGCUAAUAUAGUUAAAGUAGUAUUAUUAAUAUGAAAAGUAAGUUAAUCAAUUUAUUACUUUUACGUUUUGUCUGUAAUAGGUCUCUUUUUUUCUUUUUGUCCCAUUUGAGCGUCAGCAAAUUUCUUCAACAGCCUAACUCUAGAAAUCCAGCUUCUUAAUUGUAAAAAUAUGUAUUCGCCCUUGUAAUUGGUGGUAUGUACAUACGUAGUAUUAUGUACAUUCAAUGCAGUUUUCCGAAUUCAUUACUAUACUAAAUUUCGAUUACUUUUCGUUAUGUUGAUUUGAAACAUUAUAUAAAAUUCAAACUAACAUUUGAUGCCACUCCGGAUAUUACAUGAUGAAAGCACAUGCAAAACAGUAGACAUUUGCAGUAAUCAGUUAUCUUCAUAGACAAAUCCCAUCGGAUAGCGUAGUGUUGUCUUGACGGUGCUAAGAUCACUAAAUAAAAUACGAUAUUACAUUUAUUAUUAAUCGUUCCAAAGUACUGAUUAAAUUUAUUCUUCACAGAGAAUAUAUAGUAAAGAAUCCUUUUUCGUAUUUCGUAAUUUUUUUUCGAAUGAGGUAGUUUUUCCAACGCAUGUAUAUUUUAAUAAUUAGGACGCACAAUCUACUGUUUGUUGUUAUUGCUAAAAAUAUACUCAGAGAUAGUUGUCAUUAAAAUAUUUACAGCCCUGUCGCUAACUUAAGUGGCAAAGAAAUUAAAUUUGAGAGUAAACCAAAUGUGUGUUUCUUCCUUCAGAUGAAAUUUACUCUCCAUGUUAACUGUUUAGCUGUCAUUCAACACGCCAAGUUAUAGUAUCCAAUAUGGAUUAAAUUCUAUUGUAAAGCUAUGAAAUUCAUAAUGCGAACUACGCAUAGACGAAACGAUCAAACUUUUUAAAGCAAAUGCCUUUUUAUGCCUGCUAUAUAUUUAUAACACGUUACUGGAAAUAAGUUCUGAGAUGUGGACUUUGUUCAAAGACUGAACGAGUGUUUAAUUAAGAUGGCAAAUGAAAAGAAAUCGAUUCUUAAACGCAGGAAGAAGCAUUUUGAUUCACGAAAUUUAUGGGUUCCGUAAUAGUGAAGGUAAAACUUCCAUUGUUGAAGUAAAUUAAUAAUUCAUUUUCCUAAACUGCUAUAAAAUUGAAAGAUAAUCUAACUGACUAGUAUACGAACUUUUUGAUCAAUUAUAUAAACAAACUUCAAUUGUAAUAAUAAGAAGGUAUUGGAAUCUCAUUGAUAUUUCCCAAUUAAUGCUCGCAGAAUUUCUUCAAAUGAACAAAUUCUUUUCUCAAUAAAUGUAAUAUAAAGGUAAUAAUUCACUGUUCUGGCUAUAAGAAGCCAUCUAAUAAAACUUAUGCAAUUAAAGGUUAAAAAAUUUGUAGAAUAUGUAUAAUUAUACGUACAUAUAUUAUGCUUGUAGCAUAAAUAUUUACGUUUUUAUUAGUAGAGAAAAAAAUUGUUAUACACUUUGUAACAAGUAAUCCUAAUUUUACUCUAAAAGAUAUAUUUUUAUGAAAUAUAUGUUCCAAUAUCUUGAACAAACCAAACUGUUGCAAUUGUAGAUAUAGUUAUGAAUAGUAGAGAUCUGAUUUUAUUUCUCUAUAUUUAAUUCUCCAAAUCUAAUUUUUAAUCGCCAAGCAAACAAAAACCAACACGAGUAAGAAAAAUACAUUCCAGGAUGCGUUUACCUAAUAAGAAACUGUAGAAUUAUAAGGAAAUAAAAAUGUAAUUUUUCAUAA